AGGCUGGGGAACGGACGAGGACGCCCUCAUCAGCGUGCUCUGCAGUCGGAGUAACGCCCAGCGCCAGCAGAUCGCCGCUCAGUACAGCAGGGUCUAUGGAAGGAGUCUGACCACGGACCUGCGCUGGGACCUGAGUCACCACUUCGAGGCCGUGAUGCUGGCCCUGCUGGUGCCGCCGUACGAGUUUCUGGCGCAGCAGCUGCACAGGGCGACGGACACGUCUGGGCACGGACGAGGACGUGCUGUACGAGACGCUGAGCAUCCACAGCAACGCCGAGAUACGCGUCAUCAAGGACACCUACCGGAGGAUGUACGGUCGGUCCCUGGAGCAUGCCGUCCGCGCCGACUUCGCCUCCCACUUGGAGCGGCUGAUGCUCGCUCUGCUGCAGGCGAACCGCGACGAGUCCGAUCACGUGGACCAAGAGAGGGCUGUCACCGACGCGCAGAGGUUCUACGAAGCCGGCGAGGGGAUGAUGGGCACGGACGAGGACACGUUCAACACAAUCCUGGUGGCGCAGAACCCUGCCCAGCUGCGGGUACUGAUGAUGGAGUACCAGAAACUCUCCGGGAGGAGUCUCAUCGAUGCGAUAAAGAGGGAGACCAGUGUGAACUACCGCGCGACGCUGAUGGCGAUUGUCCUCAGCACCCUGGACCGAACGGCCUACCUCGCCGAAAGGAUUUGGAAUACGAUGGAGGGAUUUGGCACUCGUGAGAACGAUCUCAUCCGGCUUAUCGUUUCGCGCUCCGAGAUAGACCUGGCCAACAUCAAGCAGGAGUACCACAGACUGCACCGACGCUCGAUGGAGAGCUCCAUCGCGGCUGACACGUCGCGCUACUUCGAAAAAGCGCUGCUCAUGAUCGUCAAGGGCAACUGAGGGCGUUGUCGUCGCACACCCGCGCGCGCGCCGUGUGCCGCCCCAAAUGGGCGGUAGAUGGCGCUGGUGGUUCUUGGAGACCAGUGCCUCGUCUGUGCGCAGCAGCCAUGCAGACGUCAUGUCAUCGGCCAUGUCUCGAUGGUAGUGCGAAGCGAGCUGGAGAGGCGAUCGACGCCAUCUUGGCACGUGCCAAUGCGGCGCUUAAUGGAGCUUUCCAUGAAAUAUUAUGAUUAAUUAUCACCGCUAAGCUGCUUAAGCCUAUUUUUAACAAUGCUUACAAUCGACUGCCUUCAUGUGUAAAAGAUGCACAGGAUUCAGCCGCUCGUUAUGAAUAUUUGCGUGCUGCAGAUGCUUCGAACCGUAUAACUAUGUGCCGUUUGUAGGAAAUGAGUUGGCGUAAUUUGUAUUGUGCGUACAGCUCCCAAAGCUAGUGUUUUAGUAUAAAAGCUGGCUGUGUGGAAUUAUAAUAUGUAUUCAGGUAACGUGGCCUGGAAGCAAUGAAGGCGUCCAACCUGUCACCGCAAUGC
Messenger RNA from Pollicipes pollicipes, 1402 nucleotides. RefSeq names its product annexin A7. Gene Ontology annotation, cellular component: cytoplasm; plasma membrane; vesicle membrane. The record is from RefSeq and is a predicted model, not a curated record. The transcript is spliced from 7 exons. Gene Ontology annotation, molecular function: phosphatidylserine binding; calcium-dependent phospholipid binding; calcium ion binding. NCBI's taxonomy places the organism in Eukaryota, Metazoa, Arthropoda, Thecostraca, Pollicipedomorpha, Pollicipedidae. Bases 309 to 875 code for a protein of 188 amino acids.